AUGCCUCUCCGUCUGCUCGUCUGCUUGGCUGGGCUGCUGGCCUUCGCGGAUCCAACCGUCGGUAGGCACUCUUGUCGACAAGACUCGAGCUCUUAUUUUUGUUGUUUCUUUUUUCUUCAACUGCCGUUCGCCUGGCGUUUUCUCUUUUCCCUCGGCCAAAGGGGCUCUGACCAAGGUCUUGAUCAAAUCAAGGACCCUUCGAGAAACGACUCAUCGAGUCCGCUACUCUUCGUCGUAGGCGUCUUCACUUCACGUCGAUUUGUCAAUUUUCCACUCAUUCACCGCCAUCCGGUUCGAUGGUUCGAGUGUUUAGCUUUCAAGUCAAUCUAG
Protopolystoma xenopodis is the source of this 330-nucleotide messenger RNA. Lineage: Eukaryota; Metazoa; Platyhelminthes; Monogenea; Polystomatidea; Polystomatidae. The record is from the annotation of a GenBank genome assembly.